GUACACCACCAUCAAGACUCGAACUCGUGCAUCUUACCUAGUCACUAACCCAAACCCUUGCUCGCCCAAAUCAAGAUAACGUACCCUCUAGACAACAGAACAGGUCGAUGCUCUUGCUCCGGUCUUCUUCUUCUUCUUCUUCGAAAUCCAGAUGCAAAACCGAAGCGUGUCGAGCAGACUAAUCACCAGAGACGACAGCAACCAGGCUCCCAGAAGAAACGCCACCACCACCGCGACUCGAACUCGCGCAUCGUCCUUCGUCGGGGUCACCAACAACGCCCCAACCGCAAAG
Molecule: messenger RNA, 292 nt
Organism: Linum tenue
Lineage: Eukaryota; Viridiplantae; Streptophyta; Magnoliopsida; Malpighiales; Linaceae
Source: the annotation of a GenBank genome assembly